AUGGUAGAAACAGACUGGAAAGAAAUAUUAAGUUUCUCUCAGAGGGAACUUAGUUUGGACGACAAAGAGAAAUUGUGUGAAAGUUUGUGCUGGAUGGAAGCGGAUGAUAUUGAACUAAAUUUUACCGAUUUAAAAACUUUGUUUAGACUAGCUCAAGAUAUAUUGAAACUGAAGAGUGAACAGGUAAAUAAUUUAGACGGCCAGCUAAAAGCGACUCAAAGAAAGACCAGUAAAACGAAAAUCGAGAGCCCAUACGCAGGUAAACAUGAAUCGUUCAAUUUAAAAUUACAUCUACUAUCGCCAACACAGAGCAAUGACAGUGCCCUAGAAACAAUAACACACCAAGAAGAAAUUAUCCGCGCGAACAAGGAGAUACUAGAACAACUAUACGCCGACAUCGCUGAUUUGGAAUCAAGGAAAAGUAAAUUAGAAGAAAGUAGAAGCAAUCGUGAUAUAGACAGUGAAUCCAGUCGCGAUGUUUUAUCAGAAAUGAACGAAGUUGCCGAACUUGAACAGGAAGUUACAAAGAAGAACAAACACAUUAGAAAAUUAUUAACUGAUGUCAAAAUUCUAGAAGAUGAGAACACAAAGUUAAAAGAGAAGGUGUCAAUUCUCAAAGAGAAAUUAACAGAAGCCACUCAAAUUAUAAGUAGUUUAACUGAGCAAAUGGUUACGAUCAAUAAUGAGUGUGGUCAGCUGAAAGAUAUUUUAGGCCAAUCCGAACAGCAAAAGGCCCAAUUAUCAGUGGAUAUUGAAAAUUUAAAAAAAGAACUAUCUGAAAAGGAUUAUAAGACAGUAAAUGUUUACCAAGAAUUGAAGUCCAAGGUUCAACACUGGAAGAACGUUGCUAAAGCAAAGAAAAUUGAAGCUGAAGCCCUAUCUAAUGAAAAUCUACAGUUGAAAGAAGAUCUUUUGCAAACUACAAAGCCGUCCUUAAUUACGUCACCAAAAAAAAAUGAUGCAGAAAGAGAAAAAAUAAAGGAGUUACAAGAUAAAUUAAUUGAAGCUUCAACUGAAAUUGAAGAAACGGCAAAUUUAAUUGACAUGCUAAGAACUGAAAAUAGACAACUGAAAGCCCUUAUAGAGGAAAUUCCAGAUGGUUCAACUUCUGAACGUAAGAAUGAGAGUGACGAUGGCAAGGAAAGGGCCAUUAUUACUAAAUUAAGAAAAAAGAUUAAAACAUUAACAGCUAGUCUGCAGGCUGCUGAGGAAAUGAUAGCGGCAAGGGAAAAAGAGUUGCUAGAAAUCACAUCCCAACUGCAGCUUAUACAAUCCGAUGAAGGUAUAAACACUUUAUUUGAAGGAUUGAAAAGUAAAAAACGACAGUUAAAGCUUAAAGAAGAGGGUAUCAAAAACUUAGUACAGGAAACAAAUAACCUAAAUCAACGUGUCAACGAUUUACAACUUCAAAAUGAAACUUUAAGACGAAAGUUAAACAUACCACUCGAUGAAAAAAUACCGACCGAGGGCAUAAUGAGGGAAUAUUAUGAUUUAAAAAAUAAGAAUUCAGAAAUUCGAAAAGAAUUAAAGAAACUUGAAAAUAAACUCGUUGAGCUAGGAUUAAAUAAUCAUAUUUUAAAAUCUCAAGUAUCAAAUUUUUCGAAAUUCUUAAUUCAAGAAGGGCACACAAAAGAUAAGAUAAAAGAAAUCGCACAAGCCGAGGACGCGGAAUAUUUGACGACGAAAGAUAACACAGAAGAAACAACGAGGAAAAAAUUAUCGCCUAUAAAUAAGCAAAGCAAGUGUGACGAUAUUGAAAACCUCGAAAAAGAAAUGUUCGUUCUCAUCGAAGAAAAUAAAGGACUUCGCAAAGGACUGCAAGAAAUGUUGGACUUCUUAAAAGAUAAUAGUACAACGUCUUCGGGUGUAUUAACACUACAAUGCCCAAGCUUGGAAUCAAUAUUGCUAUCGAUGGAGGCGCGAAAUACUGCGGGUUGGUUUGCUCCACAUAUGACCACGGUGAUGGAACUACGAGCCGCCUUGGGAGGAAAAGAUGCUCUACUAAUUGCUUUACAUGAAGCUAGAAAAGAAACCUUCGAUGUAAUGGCUCAACUAAAUGAGGAAACGAAAAAAACUUCAAAGCUCGAACAAAAACUUAACGAAAUGGAACUUAUAAAUAAACAAAAAGAAGAGGAUGAAAAGCGAGUAGAAAUUAAUGCAGAUGUUUGCGAGUUUGGAACGUGGAUAUCUGAUAAAGAACAAAGCAAUAUUAACUUUCAUGAUCAAUCUGAAAUAGAGAACUUAACACAAAAAGGAGCCUCUUUAUAUGAAUGUCAGCUAAAGAAAGGGCUAGAAUAUUUUCAUCACAAAUUUAAAGAUUUAUUUGAUAAACUCACCACUAUGACCAUCCAAAUGAGUGAUAAUCGUAAUAGCUGGUCGAUUCAGGAAGAACAUUAUAAAGCUGAAAUUGAAAAUUUAAAAUGUCAAAUACAACAAGACGAUGAUGAUUUUAGCGAUCUAUCACCUGGUAUGAUUCCAGUAACGAACACUAACUCCUUGCAAAGGAAAUGUUCCUAUUUAGAAGAGGCAUAUAGACAUAUAAGGACUUUAAACGAAAACAUGAAAAAUGAAAUAUUAGAAACUAAAAAAGAUGCAAUGGUAGCAACUUCAGAUUAUGAAAAUCGUAUCCAAAAAUUAAUACUUUCUGUAGCUAACUUAACAGAUAAAUUACGUUAUUCGAUAUCGUAUGACCUGUUUUGGAAACAAAACUUAGCAUUAAAUGAAGUUACUUCAAAAUAUAGAAAGCUUUUGGAAAACAACAUGAGCAGCAAAUAUAACUCCGAAAGCAUAUUAAAAUGUCUAGAAGAUAGCAAAACAGAUAUAAUAAACCGUAUUCAAAGAGAGUUUCAUGUCCAAAAUGGAAACACUACAAGUACCGCACCGAAGAUCGAAUCUAAUAUCGAAGCCUUGGUUUUACAUAAACAAUUAGAACAAUUAUCAUCCGUAAUAAAAGAAAAGGAUAACGAAAUAGACAAACUUCAUUUAAACAUUGCAGAACUCCAGGAAACACAAGGAAAAAUAAUUGAUGAAAGCCUUGCUUCCAUGACAAAAGAAGACAUAAGUUUGAUGAAGGAGCAGCUUGAAAAAAUAACAGAUGAUAACAAAAUCUUGCAGGAACAAUGCCAACAUACAACCAGCCAAUUAGAUAUCGCAUUAUUGCAGCUACAAGAUACUCAACAGAGACAGAUGAGUAGGGAUAUAGAAAUCAAUAUGCUGGAACAUCAAAUUCUAGAUCUACAGUCUACAAGUGACAGCAAAGCAAUUAUGUCAAGAUUGAGUGGCGAAAUUCUCAUAGCUCAUCUUCAAGCCUCUGAAAGUUAUAAAAGAAUAGAAAGACUCAGUUUAGCAUUAAACAAGGAAAAACUGGCUCGUGAAGAAGCCGAAGAAAUGUUAAGAGCCCGACAAAAAAUAUUUGAUGUUUAUGCGUUAAGAUAUGAAUCAAAAUUCAGAUACAUUUUUGAUGUAAUGCAAACAUUAAGACAUCAAUAUCAAGGAUGCAUACCUCGUGCUUCAAUUGAAAAUUACUUAAAUGAGAUUGAAGAACUUUCACGUAAGAAUCAUGAUGUAGAUGAAAAACUAACUGAAGUGGAUGAUUUACGAUCGCGUUUAAUCGCAAAACAUAGUAUAUUUGACCAAAUUUUAGACGUCUCUAAAGAUAAGUGUUUAAUAGAAGAAGAUAGUUGUCCACAUAAGUUGAAGUAUAUUGUAACCCAAUCGAUUAACUCACGAGAACUGGAACAUACCAAUAAGAAGUUAAAAACUUUAGAGCAGUCACGUGACGAUAUUAUUAAGCAUUGCAAUAAUCUAGAAAGAACUUUGGUACUAGUAAAUCAGGGCUUUGAAAAGUCUAAUGUUAAGCAUAACCUAAAAAUCGAUAAUGGAGAUAAUCAACAAAGAAUAGAAGUUCAUAAUUUAAUGUUAGAAGAUAUACAAUCGGACGAAGAGUCAGAUUCUUCAGGUGGGAGUAAGACUAUCACACUGUCAAAACCCCAAAUACUAAAACAGCCACAAUCGAUGACAAAACCCCAAGACGAUAUUGUAGAAACCGUUAAAGAUUCUCCAAUAAGAAUUAAACCUCAAAGCCCAAAGCGCACUUUUGCUGACGUGUCUAUGCAGACAACACCUAAAAAAGUAAAAAAAAUAAAUCAAUUAACACAAACAGACGAAUAUAAAGCCAUUAACGAAAUGAAAACUCGGAUGGAUAAUCUUCAAACUGUCCUUGAUAGAAAAAGUAAAGAAUUGACUGAAGCUAUGGUGUUAAUACAAAAACGAUCAGAGGAAAAUCUAAAGUUAAAUAAAGAAAAAAUAGGUUUUGAAUAUUCUAUAGAAAAUCUUAAGGAUUCAAGUACUAAAAAAGAUAGUCUAAUAGAAAAACUAUGCUCAACUAUAGAUGAGUUAAGGAGACAAGUCGAUGAAUUAAAAAUAGUGCAAAAGACAGAAUCAAACAGAAUUAAAGAUGAUAUGCACGAGGAGAAUAAAUCUCUACUUCUAGCAUUACAACACUUGGAAAAUGAUAAAAAGGCUAUCGAGACUGAAUAUAAAGAGUUAUUGAAUAAUGAAAGAGCAGAAUAUACAAAAUCUGUUAAAGAAUUACAUACACAGUUAAUGGAAGUACAAUCCAAACUGGAUAGACGUGGGAGUGAAUCUAACAUCUCUAACGGAGAAGCCUUUAAAGAAAUCGUUACAAAAUAUACAAUGAAAAUCGCUGAACUCGAAGAUAAGUCCUUUAAGCUGCAAAGCGAAUUAGAUGAAUGUAAAUCUGAAUUAACGAAUUACCAAAGUGAAGCAGAAAGAUGGAAGGACUUAGCCGCAGAGAGGCUGACGAAAAUGGAACAACUGAAUUUGCAACUCGAAGAACGCCACUGUCAAGAGGUGAAGUCCUACAAAGCUGAAAAUCAACAUUGGCUCUCACAAAUUAAUGACAUGCAACGCGAACAUCUGGACUUGAGAACGAGGCUGACGGAUCAGAAAACCGCGUACAUCAAACAAUUAGCGGAUAAAGAUUUACAGAUAGAACAACUACGAGUAGUUAUAAAUAACUUAAAGACACAAGUAAUGAAUAUGCAAACUCUAAUAUCGGUGAAUGACCCAAGUUUUGAUCUGUCCGCCAUCGUGGAAGUUGAUGAAACUAAUGAUGUGCUAUCACAACAUGGCUCUGAUAGACUAGAACUGAAAUUUGAUUCCACCGUGGACUUUCAUGAGUCACAGGAUGAAAUCGUUCGAAUACCAGCCUCUUCCACAACUAUAUGGCAAGAACCAGUAAUAGAGCGUUUGCGUCGUGAAAAGCAAAUGGCCAGUAAGCAAAACGCAAUACUGAGACGUCAAAUCAAAAUUCUCGCUGCUAGAGAGAGACGAGCACGCCUUGAUGCUCAGAAUCUGAAGAGUCAAGUAUUCAGAAUUAACACAAAUGGGAAUAAAGUAACAUCAUCAGAAACGGCAGGUCUCCACAAUAAGAUAGCGUCCCUACAAGCGCAGUUAACUAGUGCUAGAAGAGACACACACUCCAGUAUCGCGCUCUGGGACAAGUGGAAGAGAUCACAACAAGCAGCAGAUCGUUGGCAGGCUCGCUACGAAGAGAAACAUCAGGAAGUGUUAAAAUUAGAAGCCAGUCUACACCUUGCCAAGUCCGCUAUAGGAAGACUAGAAAAAGAGAAGAGAAUACUCUUAACUAGACUGAAUGAAGCGAAAAGUGAAAAUCAACUAACAGCAAUUGAAAAGCAAGAGGCUGAAUCACCGGAGAAAUCUCAUCGUUCAAGCAGAGAAGGCGCAUAUAGUACACCUUCGCUGCCUGUGUCUUCACAAGCUUUACUUGACAGAGUUGAGGCACAACAAAGGAGAAUUGCUGCAUUAGAAGUCGCGGAAAAGGGGAAUGAGUUGCUGGUGUCGGAAUACGAGAAGUCUUUAGCUGAAAUCACAUCGCUAAAAGGACAAGUGUUGAAAUUGGAAUCAACUCUGCUUGAAUCACAGAUUCGUACGCCUAUGAAAUCUUCUGGUGACACACAGCCAGAACUUGAAUAUUGGAAAAAUUACUGCCAAAUGUUGAAGGAGGAAAAUGUUCAACUGACACAUAAGAUAAACUCCAUGGAGACACUGCCCACCACUGCCCAUCAACAUCGAGUGAAUGACCUAGAACAAACUGUACUUACUCUUAGAGGUGUCAUAAACAAGUUGCAAGCUGAGCAGAAGUCAGGUGUUGUUUAUAAAAGGGUGGACUCGAGACCGAACAGCAGUCGAAGUGUUACGGAAAAGGGUCGCAUACAACUAGAAUCUCAUCGUGUAGAGAUAGUAAAUCUCAAAAGAACUAUACACGAUAAAGACUUGUUACUUGAGAGGUCGAAGGAGAUGCUCAAAAUCGCAGCCGAAAGGGAAGACGAAUUACUUCGAGAGAAUACCUACUUAAGAAGACAAAUGGAUGAGUUGACAAGACCAAAUGGAGGCUUUUUAUCUGCUUAA
Molecule: messenger RNA, 6453 nt
Organism: Arctia plantaginis
Lineage: Eukaryota; Metazoa; Arthropoda; Insecta; Lepidoptera; Erebidae
Source: the annotation of a GenBank genome assembly